AUGGCAAGCAAUGCUCAAAGCAAUACUCUGAUGGUGGCAGCUUUCGACUUUGGAACCACGUAUAGCGGUUAUGCGUGCUCCUUCAGACACGACCCUAAUAAUAUUCAGACAAAUCAGAACUGGUACGCAGGCGGUGGUGCUUCAAGAUUAGUUUCACUGAAGACGCCUACAUCCGUCCUUUUAAAUCCAAAGGAAGGGUUUGAAAAGUUUGGUUUUGAGGCCGAGGACAAGUAUGCAAGCCUAGCUGAAGAUGAUAAGCAUUACGGCUGGAGACCUUUUCGGAGGUUUAAGAUGGUGCUGCAUAGCAAUAAGCACUUGACAAAAGACGUAGGGGUGGAUGACUUUUGCGGAAAAAAGAUGAAGGCUUUCCCGUUGUUUGUCAUGUCGAUUAAAUACCUGAAAGAACACUUAUUUGAGGCGAUUACGAGGCAAACGACAGGAUUCGAGGAAACAGACAUCCUGUACGUGUUGACCGUCCCGGCUAUCUGGGAUGGCAAUGCUAAGUGGUUUAUGAGGGAAGCGGCAGUCAAAGCUGGAGUAGACCAAAAAUGCCUAAAGCUGGCCUUGGAGCCGGAAUGUGCCACGGUCCGGUGUGAAACGCUGAGCAUGGACUUUAAGGGCGCUGUAACGGUUCAAGGAUCACAGUUCAUGGUCGUCGACCUUGGAGGAGGCACCGCAGAUAUAUCUGUCCAUGAUUGA
Molecule: messenger RNA, 699 nt
Organism: Mya arenaria
Lineage: Eukaryota; Metazoa; Mollusca; Bivalvia; Myida; Myidae
Product: heat shock 70 kDa protein 12A-like
Exons: 4
Coding region: 1-699 (232 amino acids)
Source: RefSeq, a predicted model, not a curated record